This is a messenger RNA of Aphanomyces invadans, 612 nucleotides long. RefSeq lists its product as hypothetical. Lineage: Eukaryota; Oomycota; Saprolegniomycetes; Saprolegniales; Verrucalvaceae. The transcript has a single exon. Bases 32 to 556 code for a protein of 174 amino acids. The record is from RefSeq and is a predicted model, not a curated record.
CGCAACACCAACACCACAUCUAAACAGUCCCAUGGAACGAGCGCAGCCCACCGCCACCGCUGCCGUCAAGAUCGACGAGAGUUCGACGCCCGCGGAAACCUUCCAACACAACCAAGUUCAAUGCAAUCUUUCUUCGCGGCGUGUCACGUUCACCACUGCCACGACGUACACGUUUAGCGUCUCGUACGGUGGCAGCGCGGUCCCAAAGACUACCGGCCCACCCAUUGGACUGGCGCCAACACACACGUCUUCGACGAGCAUCGAUCUCAGCAAGUCCAAACUUUGCCGUCGAGGCAGCGUACGCAAGUUCAACCACCUCGAGCGUAUUGGCUUACUCAAGGAAGCACAGUAUCAUGUCCAGGACAUUGCGGCAUUCUGCGUUGAGGCUUUGGCGAUUCGCAAGUCGCGCGCAGAUACCGUUAACGAAGUCCGGGCGGAGAAGAACGCGACCAAGCGCAUGCACGACGGGCACUUGGAAGACGACGUUAGAGUCCCACACAGGAGCGUCCGCCCGCGCAUGUGGAGCGGAAGUGCCGAAGUGGCAGCUGAAGCUUAGCUGAGAAUUCUACCAUAUUUAUUUAAUGAUUAAAGGGAUGGUAUGGCAGAUGUGAG